Messenger RNA from Sebastes umbrosus (honeycomb rockfish), 6314 nucleotides. It is a transcript of the gene sh3tc2, whose product is annotated as SH3 domain and tetratricopeptide repeats 2. Gene Ontology annotation, cellular component: recycling endosome. Gene Ontology annotation, molecular function: protein binding. The coding region runs from base 1281 to 5918 and encodes 1545 amino acids. The record is from RefSeq and is a predicted model, not a curated record. Gene Ontology annotation, biological process: regulation of intracellular protein transport; regulation of ERBB signaling pathway. The transcript is spliced from 22 exons. NCBI's taxonomy places the organism in Eukaryota, Metazoa, Chordata, Actinopteri, Perciformes, Sebastidae.
UAUGUUAGAGUAAAGUUUGAUUGAUUUAGGAUUUUAUUUACAUCUCGUGAUCCAGCUCAAUCAUUUCAUCUUAACCCUAUUACCCUAACCCUGUAACCUACAUACUUAUCAUUGAGGUCAUGGUAUUCUCAGUACCUUAUCAUUAGAGCUGUUUAAAUGAUAUAGUAGCUGUCCUAAAUAUGUCUAUCAACUCAUUCUUCGCAUCCUAUUGAGAACUUUGUCAAUUAAAGAGGAGGGGAUUUGUGUUCCACUUGGCUGCUAUCUAGGUUGUUAUGCUUAUCAUUGUGACACACCCUGAUAAGGAAUGCCACACCCGACACACUUUUAAAAUCUGGCACCAUCGGGGCGUAUCAUUACCGCCUGAGAGGACACAUUGUGACGGAGCAUUACUUGCCAAUUACGGCUGUUUACCUCCAUCAAACUAGAGGCCCCCUGUCUACACUCUGUGUAGCUAUAGUAGAGAACCGUUCUGCAUUACAAGCUAUUUCCUUCUCAGAUGGUAUAAAGGGUCACAUGAGGUCAAUGGUUCUGACCUUCACAUGACGGCACAUUUCGAUGAAUACACAUCCCUCUUAACGUGAUAGUGAAGCCGUGAACAAUCAAAGCUUUCAUGGACUCACCAUCCAAUCUCCAUUUUGGAUCUCUUCUUCAUGGUGACCUUACGGUGUAGGUUUCGUCCUGGUGCACACAUGUCUUCUCAUAUGUCAGCUACCCAUCUGAUGGCAGAGUUGUGGAUAAACUGAUCCUCGAUCUGUGCCACUGGGCUACUCUCACCUACCCCCCCUCUCGCUGUGACCUUGCAGCCCGUCCCUGUGUGGCAUUGCCUUACAGCGGCUCAGCAAUCUCCCAGCAACACACACAUUGUCUUUGUGACACACAUUCUGUGCAUAUUUUCACUGGCACACAUAGAGAACACACAGGGAAACUCUUGCUGAGGCCUUUCCCCCCUACACACACACACACACACACUCAUACCAAUCGCAGAGAGUGCUUUGUGCAUUCACCGACGGACUGGGCAGCUACUGAAGAGAGAGAGAAAGAGAGGGAGGCUUGGUGGGAGGAGGGAGAUGGAGACAGCAAGAGACAGAGGGAGCAGACCCAGACAGAUAGAGAGAAGAAGAGAUAUAAGAUGGGACACGUCCAGUAAACACUAAACUGGUGGGAAAAGACGUGAGCAGGACAGGACAGGAAAGGCAUCACAGAAAUAGGAAGGGAAACGGGGCUUGUCCCACAGAGAGGAAGGAGAGUUGUUGUUAAAGUGGCUGGGGGGGACUGAUGGGAUGGCAUUGAUCUCUGGGAGCUGCCGGCUCCUGGGCCAGAUGGCGUCUUGUUGCUGCAGACCGCUGCUCAACUCCUCCUGCUGUGGACCGCUCAUCAAAGUGUGCCUCUCCUCCUUCACAGACAUCUCUCCUGCUGAGCUGGAUGCUCUUUGGAGGGAACCACCAUAUACUCUUGGGGAUACAAAUGAACACUUCUCAGGAAAUGACAUCAUGACUCAAGGUGAAGAGGAGGAUGGUCCCGUGUUGGAGUCAGGUGAAGGAGAUGACAGCUACUGGAAGAAGAAAGAGGCCUUCUUUAGAGGAAGCACUAUGUCACUGGGAGAGAAAUUCUCCUCAGAAAUUGAGCUGCAGUUCACGGGGCGGAGGCGCUCCAGCGAGGAGCCGGACCAGGCCCUACAGGAGGCGCUGCGCACCCGACUCCGAGUGGUGGAGAGCCACAGCCAAGAUGUCAUCCAGCUCUUUAAAGACCUGUCUGCACGUCUGGUGUCUGUCCACGCUGAGAAGGACAGCUUCGUGCUCACAUUCAAGACUAUGGAGGAAAUCUGGAAGUUUUCAACUUACCUAGCAUUAGGCUACGUGGCUCGCUGCCUGGAGAACUUCCUGUGUGAUCAGUCCAUCUGGCUGGACCCAGAGCUGCUCAGCGACCUGCAGAUCAACGUAACAGUGGACGAGGAACAUCUGGCCACCCUCUACCUCGGACUUGUUCUCCAGGAGGGAUCCUUCUUUGCUAAGGCGCUAUUCACGAGAACUAAUCAGGAUGAGUACGAUGAAGAGCAGCUGUCGUUCCAAAAGAACGACCUGCUGAUGGUGAAGGACACCGGGCAGGACGACAUGUGGGAGGCCACCAUGCUGUCCACUGGAAACCACGGCCUGGUACCAGUCAACGCCAUGCAACCGCUGCCUUACCCCUUCUAUCAAUGGUUCCUGAGGAAGUACCCAGGCAGCGUGGGAUGCUCGCCAACAGAAAAGGAACAAUUUGAACAUUCAAUCGUGACGGGUUCCUGUGUAGCGGUGGUCGACUACAGUCCAGUGAGCCCGGAUGAGCUUCAGCUGAGUCAGGGUGACGUUGUGGAGAUCCAGGGUCUACUGGUCCGAGGCCUGGACGUGUUCAUAGGGACGCACAUGUCCACGGGUCAUACUGGUUUCAUACACAAGGCCCACGUCAAGCCUCUGGACACCAAACCCCUAGACAAAUGCUUGGUCUUUCUGACCGAGGAGGAGAGGGCCAUUCUGGCUCAGGUUAACCCCUGUAGCUCUGAGCCGAGUGACAGCGGCCUGCUGGAUAGACUCUUCGCGUCUGACAUCCGCUCUGUGUACAGGCUAGACAGACUGGACGAAUCUGACUUCAAGUACAUCAGAACUCGGCCAAAACAUGAUCAUAAGGUCCUUCCGAGCGCCCGUCAGAGCCUCAUUUCAGAGAGAAGCGCCGGGACGCCCUCGUUCUUCUCCUCUCCUCGCACCUCUGUCUCGCAGUCCUCCACUCGCUUGUCCCUCUAUCAAUCCCACAAUCCUCUGCCGCGCGAGGGAGAGCGCCUGUCCUUCACUCUGGACGAUACGUUCAGAGAGCUGGAUGAGUUCCGGGAAGACCCGCCGCUCUUCUUGGAGGAGAACAGCUGGGAGGGGGAGGACUCGGAGUUCAGUGACCCCACGUUGACCCUGCUCAACCAGGAACACUUCCAGGAGGACUUCUUGCCCCUGUACGACCUGCAGUACUCCUUCCUGUGGGUGACCUUCAGUGGGAAGACUGAGGAUGAGCUAUUGGGGCACCUAGAGAGUGUCAGGGAGAACGCCAAGAGGAUGGGAUUGCACUGGGCACGUCGACGGGCAUGCUUCCUCCUGGGAAGACUCUGUGCCCGCAAGCUAAAGCUCUCCCAGGCCCGUGUGUACUAUGAGGAAGCUCUCAGUGUUCAAGUGGACAGUUUCUCUGACACGCCACUCCUCGUUGCGCUCUUCACAAACCUCACCGCCGUCUACCUGAAGCAGCGUAUGACAGACAAACUGCCUCAGACUCUGGAGAAGGCCAGCGCCCUGCUCAUCUGUCUCCCCUGCCACACCUUCACCUCCACGGACGAGUUCGAACUGCUGCAGCUGCUCCUGAGGAGGUCGGUGGUGACGGCGGACAAACACCUGGAGGCUCGCAUCUGCUAUCUCGCCUCCACCCUCUUCCUGCUUCGCAAGAAGACCGAUGACGCCCUCCCCUUUAUCGAGCGACUCCAGUUCCUCUCUGUGACUCUCUCUGCCACCGAGGGGCGUCCCAUAGUUCCUCUGGACCUCAACUGGCUCCUGAGCUGGCUCUAUCAUCGUAAAUACAUGCCUUACUUAGCGCUGGCCUCUCUGAGCCUGGAUUCAAGGCAAGAUCACUCCCUCCACGACGCUUUCCAGAGGAUUGAGUUGUUCAUCAGGAACUCUGUUCGCCUGAACCCGUGCUGGAGGGAAGGAACCUCCCUGCUUCCCGCCCAGAUUGUGAUUUACCUCCAGCAGGCCCUGCUUAUAGCUGAGCAAGAGGAGGACCUGAAGACCCAGAGGGACCUGUGUCAAGGCCUGGCCACAGUUUACCAGCAGUAUGAUGCUCUAGAUAAGGCGGUGCACUGUGCUCAACGAGCUGUGGAGACAGGAGGUCACAUCCAUGAGGAGGAGGGCUUUGAGGCCUCCGUGCAGCUCGGGUGGCUGCUGGUGUUGGCGGGCCAGGCUGAGAGGGCCCAGAGUGUCCUACAGCCACUGCUCACAUCUCUCCAGGGCACUGACGGUCCCACGCAGCGAGGAGUGAUCCACAACCUCUUGGCGUUGUGUCUGAGGCGACAGGGUCGCAUCCCGGAGGCGGGCUGGCAUCUCCACUCCGCCUUGGUGAUCUCCAGGGAAAGUGGAAACCAGAGGAACCAGGCCCUGGCACUGGCCAACCUGGGCUGCCUGGCACUGGAUGCGGGGGCAUCUUUGGUGGCAGAGCGCUUCCUGGGCAGAUCCCUGCAUAUUUUUAUGGAGCUCUCGGAAAGCCCCACAGAUGAGGAGCAUGUCCAGACCUACCUUUGGCUGGGUCGGAGCUACAAGGACAGGAGGAAGAAUCAGGACAGCAGGACGUGUUAUGAAAUGGGGCUACUAAUCGCUCUACAUGCCAAAAACUUACACAGUCAGAUGGUGGUGGCCAAGGUGCUGAGUCGUCAGUACGCUAACAUGCUGCUGUUCGGCCAGAGUGUCGUCUACUAUGAGCACUGUGUGUCGGUGUCCAGAGAGCUGAAGGACAAGAAGCUGGAGGGAAAGUAUCUGGAAAUCCUCAGCAGCAUCUACCUCUCACUCAACACUGAAAGAUCAUCUCGUAAAUCUCUGGACUACACCAAGCAGAGCCUGAGGAUUUCUAUUGACCUGGGCAAGAGAGAGGAAGAGUCAGAGACCUGGCUGCAGGUGGGACGCAUCUACUACCUCAUCUACGAGGACGAGCUCGCCGACAUGUACCUGCAGGCAGCGGUGAAGACAGCCCUGAGGAUGAACGAUCAUCACUUUGCCAUGAGCAUCUACGAGGAGGCGGGAGACGUCUACUUUAAAGGCGUCAGGAACCGGAUGGCCUCGGUGCCUUUCUUCAGGGAUGGCAGUCUGCCGUUUGCGCGGAGCAUCAAGGACGUCCAUUCAGAGUUCCGUUUGUUGAGUAAACUGACGGAGUUGUUAAUGGACCAGGGAGAGCAGGAGGAGGCUCUGCAGUACGCCACGCUGGCUGUUGAGAUCGCCAGCAAAACAGGUGUGAAUGUGAAUGAGAGGACAGCCUACCACCGGCUGGCUACCGUCUACUACAGCCUGCAGCAGUAUGAGAUGGCAGAGAACUACUACCUCAAGUCCCUGACCCUCUGCUCGCCUGUCCUAGAGGGCCCCAUGGAGGCACGCUACUACACCAAGGUGUACUGCCGACUCGGCAAUCUCACUCUACACAAACUGAAGGACUCUUUUGAUGCGGUGGGCUACUUCCACUUGGCUCUUGCGGCGGCCCUGGAGGACCCAGCUAACCCCGAGGCUCUGUACGUGGUGUACAUGAAGCUGGCCGAGAUCCACGGCAACCACAUGCCUGACGCUCAGCUGUGCCAAGAAUACAGAGACAAAGCCCAGAGUCUGAAGGGAGUUCUGGCUGGAGAGGAAGGCGCUGCUGUCAGAGAGGAUGUGGACGCAGGGCCUGGCCAAAAUAUGGAAGAGAAAGAAAGUUUGGCUCAGAGAAACGUCACUUUCACUUCACCUGAAAACGAAAAAUGCGAAGAUAACUUGAGAACGUGCAUAAUCCAUGGUGACACAGAGGAUAGAUGUACAGACACUAAUAUUGGAGAUAAUCACAACAUGCAUCUUGAUGCAGAUGUGGACGCCUUUGGGUUUGAGACGGAAACCAUCGCCAGUCAGGACAGUAAUUUCACGGAGUCCUUUGAUACAGCCAAGGAGCAGAUGUCAGACUCCAGCAGUUCCACUGACACUUUACAGACUCACCACAAUCAAACAGACGGGAAGGACUUUGAUACCGACCACAGCGUUCUCAGUCAUCAUCACAAAAGUGACAUCACUGACGCCCAAAACACACCCACAGACAAACAAAACACCCCCACUAAAGAAAUAGACACGUAUGCAGAUGAUGAGUACAAUCAGUCUUAUACUACCGAAUCACACUGUUAGCAUUGACGCUGAUAAAGCUGUAAGUGUGGAUGACUAGAGAGACAAACACUUAGAUGACGUCUACACAUAGUCUCCCAGUGGCACUUUAUCUUCUUCACUGACAUUUCCUCCGUCUGGUCACAUGUUUCUUGACCAGCUCCAACGUUCCAGCCAUAUGGCACUUAUUGUAGGAAAGAUAAUGUCAAUACUGUUAACUUUUCAGAAAGUUAGUAACUCUAAAGCAUGUGCCUUUUGUAUAAUAUAUUCUGGGGUUAUUAUACAGUGCAUUGUGCCUGUAAUGUAUGUUUUCUAAUUAUGUUUUUGUAUCUCUGGAAGAUAUGACUCAAACAUAAAGAAUGGUAUUUUGUAUGGUGAAUGUUUAUUUGUGCUGUUGUUUAUUAAAAUAUGGGAGAAAUA